This is a messenger RNA of Arachis duranensis, 3296 nucleotides long. RefSeq names its product putative pentatricopeptide repeat-containing protein At1g69350, mitochondrial. Lineage: Eukaryota; Viridiplantae; Streptophyta; Magnoliopsida; Fabales; Fabaceae. The record is from RefSeq and is a predicted model, not a curated record. Gene Ontology annotation, molecular function: protein binding; RNA binding. The transcript is spliced from 3 exons. Bases 800 to 3226 code for a protein of 808 amino acids. Gene Ontology annotation, biological process: RNA modification.
UGCGCGUUGUAAAGAAAAAGAACGCGCUAGGUUCUCCUCAGUCCUCACCCCCAUUACUCCGGUGCCGGCUGCGGCGGAGACAAUAAACGCUAACGGAAGGUAUCGAUCCUGGUUCUCACAAUCUCACCUCACCUUCAUUCCCUCAAAAGUAACCCUAGCCUCCUCCACCGCCGCCGCUGUUCUUCUUACUGCUGCUGUCCAUCGCGCUCAAAAUCUUUGUCUGUCAUUCAUGCUCCAGCCUCUCUCCUCAUUAGCCAAUCUCCAGCUUCUUCGUCGUGCUCGUUGAGUCGGUGUGCUCCAAGUCUCCAAUCCCUCUUCCUGCUCACUCGCGCUUCGCCCGCCGUCCCUCGUCGUCUCGUCAACAUUAAAUUUCAAGUUUGGAAUUUAGCCCUACUGGCAUGCAUAAGUGUCAAAUAUUCAAAAUAAAUACAUCUAAGUAUCAACAAUUUCAGCAAAACAAGCAAUCCAGAGAAAAUCAUCAACAGAGUCAAGCAUUGUCAAAUCUUUCAGCAACAAUGAGCAGUUCAACAACAGUCAUCAAUAACAGUUCAGUCCCUGUUUGAGGUUGAUAUUAAGCAACUUCCAGAAUAGAUUGAUAUUAUGGAAGUAAUUUUGGUUUUCGAAUCACACUCUCCAUUGGAGGCUCUUUUAGUUCGCGCGCACAACACAUUAGCCUCACUAGCUUGUAGCCCCUUUCACCUCAUCUUCUAUGAUGUUCUUCUUCCUCUUCACUUUCUUUUCUAGUUUCUCUUUCUAUCUUCACCUUCUAACUUUAGCAACCAAAUAACACAAAUAUAAGAUGACACUCUACAUGCCAUUGUUCAGGACAUGUUCUACAUUAAGAUCACUCACCCAGCUCCAUGCCCACCUUAUCGUAACUGGACUCCACAACGACCCACUUCCCUCCACAAAGCUCAUUGAGUCAUAUUCUCAAAUGGGUUCCCUCCAUUCAUCAAGGCUCGUUUUUGACACCCACCCAUCUCCUGAUUCCUUCAUGUUAGGUGUCCUCAUCAAGUGUUAUCUCUGGAACCACCUUUUUCACCAAGUGGUUUCACUCUACCAUAGUCACAUUCACAUGGGUAGCUUCGUUUUUGUGUACCCUUCUGUUCUGAAGGCUGUCUCUGGUGUUGGGGACUUGGUUACCGGAAGAAAGGUCCAUGGUACGGUGAUUAAGUCCGGCCUCGAAGCAGAUGCUGUAAUUGGAACCUCGUUGUUGUGUAUGUAUGGUGAAUUGUGCUGUUUGGGUGAUGCCCAGAAGGUGUUCGAUGAAAUGCCUGAGAGGGACUUGGUUUCGUGGAGUUCUGUUAUCUCUUGUUAUGUUGAGAAUGGAAGGCCCAGUGAAGGGUUGAAGAUGUUUCGCCGGAUGGUUUCGGAGCAAAUUAGUCCUGACAAGAUCACUUUGCUUAGUGUAGCCGAAGGUUGUGCUAAAGUUGGUUGCCUGAGGCUGGUGAAAUCAAUCCACGGGUAUGCAAUUAGAAGUGACAUGGUUGGUGAUGCCAGUUUGAGUAAUGCACUUAUCAUUAUGUAUGGCCAAUGCGGUCACUUGCGAAGAGCAGAAGGGCUCUUUAAAUUCGUUGCUGAUCGAAGUACUGCCUGUUGGACUUCUAUGAUUUCGUCCUAUAAUCGAAAUGAGUGCUUUAGAGAAGCACUUGCGAGUUUUAUCCUGAUGCAGGAGUCACAAGUGGAACCAAAUGCAGUGACAAUGAUUAAUGCUCUGUAUUCAUGUGCUAGAUUAGGCCGGUUGAAAGAGGGGAAGUCAGUUCAUUGCUUUAUUUUAAGAAAAGCAAUGGAUUUAGGAGAUCUUGAUCUCGGUCCUCCGCUAGUGGAGUUUUAUGCUGCAUGUUGGGAACCAAGUAGUUGUCAUAAACUUCUUUAUAUAACUGAAAAUAUUGUGUCAUGGAAUAUACUUAUAUCGUUUUAUGCUAGGGAGGGUUUACAUGACAAUGCAAUGGUACUCUUUGCUAAUAUGUUGGGUAAGGGGUUAAUGCCGGACUCAUAUAGCCUAGCAAGUUCUAUUUCAGCAAGUGCGGGCAUUGGUUCGAUAGAAUUCGGACAGCAGAUACACAACCAUGCCUUGAAAAGAGGCUUCAUAGAUGAAUUUGUUCAGAACUCCUUGAUAGACAUGUAUUUAAAAUGCGGCUUUGCAGACUUGGCAUACCUGGUUUUUGACAAGAUUACAGAAAAAAGCAUUGUGACAUGGAACUGCAUGAUUUCUGGGCUUUCUCAGAAUGGGCUUUCGGUAGCAGCACUCAAACUAUUUGAUCAGAUGUACUUCAAUUGUCUGAAAAUUGAUGAAGUAACCUUGUUAUGUGCAAUUCAAGCUUGUUCCAAUUUGGGCUAUCUUGAGGAGGGAAAAUGGAUUCAUCAUAAGAUCAUUGUAUUUGGUGUACAGAGUGACCUUUAUAUUAAUACAGCUUUGAUUGAUAUGUAUGCCAAAUCUGGAGACCUUCAAACAGCCAAACAAGUUUUCGAUAUCAUGCCAGAGAAAAGCGUGGUGACAUGGAGUGCCAUGAUUGCUGCUUAUGGUGUACACGGUCAAAUGAUUGCGGCUGGUUCACUCUUCACAAAAAUGGUAGAGUCAGGCAUCAGACCAAAUGAAGUAACCUUCAUGAAUAUCUUAUCUGCAUGCAGGCAUGCUGGAUCAAUGGAGGCUGGAAAAUUCUAUUUCAACUCGAUGAGGGAUUAUGGCAUAGAGCCUAACAUAGAACAUUUUGCCUCUAUAGUCGACCUCCUAAGCCGCGCUGGCGAUCUUGAUGGAGCGCACAAAAUAAUUAAAUCAAUGCUCUUCCCUAUAGAUUCUAGCAUAUGGGGAGCUCUACUUAACGGAUGCCGAAUUCACGGUAGGAAAGACCUGAUUCGACAAAUCAACAAAGACCUUCAAGAAAUAAGCACAGAUGAUACAGGGUACUAUACGUUGUUAUCUAAUAUAUAUGCCGAAGGAGGAUACCUCCAAGAAUCCAGAGCGGUGAGAACAAAGAUGGAAGGGAUGGGACUAAAGAAGGUUCCUGGGUAUAGCACCGUUGAGGUUAAUAGGAAAAUCUACAGAUUUGGAGCUGGGGAUGCUUCUGAAUGUAGAGAAAUUUACAUGUUUGAAGAACACUUACGAAGUUUGGGACAACUAUGUGACAUAGAAGGAUAUAAUAGUAUAUUUUCUGAGGAUUAUACUGUUAAGAGCUUGCAGAGAAAAGCUAGUAGUUAUAUUUGCAAUAAAUUGGUCACACUUUAGAAAUAAUGGCAUACUUUAAAAACUUAAGGACCUUUUCCAAAACCUUUUAGAAGUAGAGUCAAAUUUAACC